Messenger RNA from Aplysia californica (California sea hare), 2304 nucleotides. RefSeq lists its product as uncharacterized. The coding region runs from base 1450 to 2304 and encodes 284 amino acids. The record is from RefSeq and is a predicted model, not a curated record. The transcript is spliced from 7 exons. Lineage: Eukaryota; Metazoa; Mollusca; Gastropoda; Aplysiida; Aplysiidae.
ACUGAGCCCUCGGAUUUGAUUGGUAUUAUGGUGCAAGGAGGCAACAGCGAGAUCGUUCGAGGCACAGGCCAGACAGUCACAUUAGAGCCUUUGAUAUACUCACAAGAUCCGGACGAGGACCCUGGAAUUCAACCAGAUCCAGGCCUGACGGUGACAGGCUGGGACUGUGUCAAAGGUGAGAGCGGCAACUGUCCGGCCUUGACUCCGGGGACGUCCACUCAAGUGCUCAACCUGAAUUCCUGGAGCCUCACCACGUACAGGUGGGUUCUUAUGUUAGAGCAGAGGGUUACAAAGUUACAGUUGGGUUGUUAUGUUGGGGCAGGGGGUUACAAAGUUACAGGUGGGUUGUUAUGACAGUUAGAGCAGAAGUUUCAGAGUUACGAGUGGGUUGUUAUGUUAGAGCACGGGUUACAAAGUUAAAGGUGGGUUGUAAUGUUAGGGCAGGGGUUACAGAGUUACAUCUCGUAAAGGCGAGUUGUUAUGUUAGAGUAGGGGAUUACAAUUUUUAAGUAGGUUACACAGGUGCAGGUAGGUUGUUAUAUUAGUGUAGGGGAUACAAAAUGUUCUCCAAAGCUGACUGGAUAACUGAGUGAAUGCCAAAUGUUGGGUUGGAUAAUUGGCAGAAUUCCAAUUAUUGCCCAGGUGAAUGCGAGAGUACCGUUUGUCGGAGGGACAAAUAUUGUAUUAAAUGAAAUGAAAGACUCGUCACAUUAGUGCCGACAAAGACUUUGGCCACAAUUAAUUAAGUCUAUAAACAAGCACGAUUAAUUUGCACUUUUUGCUUUGUAUGAUUUAAUUAAUUUGGAGACCUAGUCCUGAGCAUACUACAAACGCAUCUUCUUGUUGGAUUUUCUUUUGCCACAUGGGGGUAUGACUGCCAUGAGCAAGAGUGAAAGUUUUGGGUGUUGUUUGAAUCUGGGUAUUUCUCUACAAACUUUGUAAUUGUAGGCGUUUUCCGGCCCCAUCAGCAAAAUCUAGAUCAUUGUGCAGGCCGGCUUCGACCUUACCUGAUAGGGUCGACCCGAACUGAGAGCGAUACAACGUCCUAAUAGACCGCCGGAGAUACACGAUAAUAAUAUGAAACCUCCCAAAUUCGGGGAUCGGACUCCUAUCUUCUGUGUUUGAUGGCUUAGGGCCUAAGCGCUCCACCACAGACGCCUGUGGGUAUUCUUCCGGGUAUGGAUAAUGUUUUGGAUGUAUCCGUUCUAGGGAAAUAUAUGCCUUCUUUUGGGGGUGUGGGAGUAUUGGUUUUUUAAAAUUCUUUGUGAGAUAUAAAUUUUGGUUGGGAUAUUAUCGUUCAGCGAGAGGUCAACAUUCUGGGAGCAAACUUUAGAGAGAUAAUAAUUUUGAGGCACUUUUGUCAGCGGAUAUUCUCAGAGAUGAAUGCAUGUUUUAGUGUGACAUAUCAAGGAAUUUGAAAGGAUCUGCGAGAAGGUUUAGUAUUUUACAAUGCUACCCCAACACAGGAUCACCGCAAACCUGAAAAAAGGAACAAGAACUGUCAGCGCUCAAAUCCUACUCGAUGUCGUCUCAGGGAAUCCGCCUCAGGUCGCCAUCAUCCCAUCAAGCGGCAGCGUGUACUACCAAAUGUCAAACGGCUACAAAGUUCUGAAAUCCUCGCGACUGGGUCUGGACUGCGUUUGCAUGGACUGCUCAGCCAGUGACGUCAUUACCUACCAAUGGAAAGUCAUGAUGGCAGACUACCGGUGGCCGGACAACUGGAGGCCCCUGGAACAGGUUGACGUGCUUGACCGGGUGCUCGGCUACGAAUCGAAGCAGAUCUCUAUCGAAGCCUCACUGUUUGAGACGUUCAACUCGCAGCAGAUGAGGGCGGAGUGUGUGCUCACCAGGGCAGGGGAGUGGGGGAAGGUCGCUUCGGAUCUCAUGGUCAACAACCCACCCGCACCUGGCACUUGCACUGUAAGUCCGUUCAACAGGACUAUCACCUCAGAGGAAGCCUGGACUAUCUCUGUAGACAGCUGGUCAGAUGAAGAUGGCAUUGACGAAUACCAGUUCUUUAUCCACACGGAUGAGGACACGGUAGACAAGCAGAUCACAUCUGUGAAGACCGAGCAAGGCACUCUGUCCAUCCAGGUCAGUCUGAGCGAGGGGCCGCACUACCUCAAUUACAAGCAGACGAUCAUUGUCAAGGUCAGGGACAUGCUUGGCAGCAUUCAGGAGUAUGACUGCGGACAAGUUGUAUUCUUCUACUGCUGUGUAUUCUCCCAGCAUGGAUACCAUGUGAUUUGCAUUAGCACAAAGACGGCUGCACACGUCAGCUUUGAACGCUUUGAUAUUUUGUAG